Cloeon dipterum is the source of this 3427-nucleotide messenger RNA. RefSeq lists its product as uncharacterized. The transcript has 20 exons. Lineage: Eukaryota; Metazoa; Arthropoda; Insecta; Ephemeroptera; Baetidae. The coding region runs from base 119 to 3256 and encodes 1045 amino acids. Gene Ontology annotation, molecular function: heme binding; monooxygenase activity; oxidoreductase activity, acting on paired donors, with incorporation or reduction of molecular oxygen. The record is from RefSeq and is a predicted model, not a curated record.
UGUGUGAUAAGCGCUUGUUUGGAUCAAGAUUUGUUGGUCUUAUCAGUAAUAGUGUCCUUUUAGCCUUACUUUUUGUUUAUUUUCAUCGGGUUCGCAUUGAUUUGACUCAGAGUCUGAAAUGGAGCUAGCAUCCAUAGUGUUUAUAUUGCGCGCUGUGGCUUUGCUUUUGCUGCCACUUGCGUUCUUGCUAUUAAAAUUCAGGAAGGACCCGAAAAUAUUUGAACAUCUAACUAAGUUUAAAGGACCAGCCGCUUACCCUAUCAUUGGCUCUGCGCACAACCUAAUUGGGCUCUCUUCCAUUGAAAUUUUCGACAGAAUUUGUUACACUGAUAUCAAAAAGUUCGGCAGACUUUUUAGAGUUUGGGUGCUCAACUCGCCACAAGUGGUCAUUGGUUCGGCGAAAUAUGCAGAGAAGAUUUUGCAAGGCAUGGCGCACCACGCCAAAAGUCAAAAUUACAAAAUCCUGGACAGCUGGAUGGGAAAAGGUCUUCUAACAGCAAACGAUGGAAUGUGGAAGAUACACAGGAAAAUUCUAACACCAGCUUUCCAUUUUAACAUCCUGCACGAGUUUUUGCCAAUUUUCAACAAAUGUAGCAAAGAAUUGGUAGAAAAAUUAGAGGAACCGGCGCAGAGGGGACAAACGAUCGACAUUUUUGAUUAUGUGACACUCUGCGCACUUGAUAUAAUAUGUGAAAGUUCGAUGGGUGCAUCGAUAAACGCACAGCAACAGAAGGACUCUGCCUAUGUCAAAGCAAUUCGAGAGUUGAACGAUUUACUGGUUAAGCGCUAUUUCACGCCCCACCUUCGGGUUGACUGGAUUUACAAUCUCUCCUGGCACAAAUGGAAAACCGAAAGAACAAUAAAAAUUGCUAAUGAUUUCACGGACAAAAUUAUAGAAGACAGGCGGAGGUAUUUAAAAGAAGUGAAAGAGGAAAAGAGCGAAUGUAUUGACGAAUUUACUGAAAAGAGGCGACCACUAGCGUUUAUAGAUCUUCUCUUGGCUGCACAAGACGAGGGCGAGCAGUACAUGAGUAACAAAGACAUCAGAGACCAAGUCAGCACCUUCAUGUUUGAGGGUCAUGACACGGUUACAACAGCCACUUGUUGGGCCCUCUUUAUCAUUGGCACAUACCCAGAAAUACAAGCAAAGGUCGUGGAAGAACUUCACCACGUUUUUGGAAACUCAGGAAGGGCACCAUCAAUGAAUGACCUAAACGAACUGAAAUACCUUGAGCGGUGUCUAAAAGAAACUCUAAGACUGUUUCCUAGCGUGCCAUUCUUCGAGCGUCACCUUCGGGAGGAUCAACCCUUUGAAGGAGGAGUAACUGCUCCUGGAGGAGUGACUGCUUCUUUUAAUGUGUUUGUAAUUCACCGGGACCCUGAGCAAUUCCCAAACCCUGAAAAGUUUGACCCCGACCGAUUUCUACCUGAAAACUCCAUAGGCCGUCAUCCAUACGCCUAUCUCCCGUUCAGCGCUGGGCCACGAAAUUGCAUCGGACAAAAGUUUGCAAUGAUGGAGGAAAAAAUUGUAGUGUCAACAGUGCUGCGUCACUUUGUUGUUGAGGCUGCUCACUCUAUAGAAGAGGCGCAAAUGAAGGUUGGGCUAGUACUGAAACCAGAAAACGGACUGAAAAUCAAACUUCGCAGGAGAUCAGGAGCAGACGAAGACUUAGCUAUUUCAUCAGCCAAAAUGGAUUACUCGUGGCUCGCGACGUUGCUAAGGGUGUUGCUUCUUUUUGUGGCACCCCUCGCCUUCCUUACGUACAAGAGCUUGAAACAUUUCAAGUUUGUGUCGAUCGUGGAACGAAUUCCGGGGCCAUGGGCAUUGCCUCUGAUCGGCAACGCAUCACUCAUGAUGCGCCUCAGCUUGUCAGAGAUGUUUCAGUUUUUGAGCACCAACGCCUUUACCGAAUUUGGACACCGGGUGCGGCUUUGGCUGGUGGACCAACCACAUAUAAUGAUUACCAAAGCGAGCGACUGCGAAAAAAUUAUGAAGGGCAUGCAGCACCAUAUGAAAAGUUUAAACUACGACUUGAUGCUCAAGGAGUGGAUGGGGGAGGGCCUUUUGACAUCUAAAGAUGAUAAAUGGCGCGUGCACAGGAAAAUUUUGACACCUGCAUUCCACUUCAACAUUUUGCACGAAUUCUUGCCGAUUUUAAGCAAAAAUAGUCAAAUUCUGGUCGAGCAACUCAGUCAACUUCCUGAAUAUAAAUCUGGAAAGGACUUUAAUAUUUUUGAAACUGUCUCGUUGUGCGCUUUGGACAUUAUUUGCGAGAGUUCCAUGGGCACAGUGAUCAACGCACAAAGGAGCUCGCAGUCACCUUACGUACAAACCGUCAACAAGCUGAACGAGCUUAUUGCGAUGAAGUACUUCUCGCCUCGGCUUAGAUUUAAUAUUUUCUACAAAUUUUCCAAAGUUAAAAGAGACACGGACUACCAUCUGAAAGUAUCAGCAGACUUCACCGACAAAGUCAUCAGAGAAAGGAGGCAAUACCUGAACUCGCUCCGGAAGGAAAAUGAGGCUGGAAGAAAAGGUGAAAAGAAGCACUUGGCAUUUUUAGACAUGCUCCUGGACGCCGAGAUGCGGGGAGAGAAAUACAUGACCGACAAAGACCUGAGGGACCAAGUCAGCACAUUCAUGUUUGAAGGCCACGACACCGUGACAACGGGUACGUGCUGGGCCCUCUUCAUGCUUGGCACUCACCCUGAAAUCCAAGAAAAGGUAGUAGAGGAACUUGACCAGGUUUUUGGAGACACGGGGAGGGCACCGACGAUGAACGACAUCGCGGAGUUGAAACUACUCGAGCGUUGUGUGAAGGAAUCUCAGCGACUUUACCCUAGUGUUCCCUUUUACCAAAGACACCUUCGAGAGGAUGCAGUGCUGGAUGAUGGAACCGUGAUACCAGCUGGAUGCAGCGUUGGAUUUUCAGUAUACAGAGUUCACAGGGAUCCUGAGCAAUACCCCGACCCUGAGAAAUUCGACCCUGACAGAUUUUUGCCCGAAAAUGCAGUGGGUCGGCAUCCAUACGCAUAUUUACCCUUCAGCGCCGGACCCAGGAACUGCAUUGGACAAAAAUUUGCCCUGAUGGAGGAAAAGGUCGUUAUUUCGACUUUACUAAGGAAAUUCCGAGUAGAAGCGGCGCACAAACCUGAAGAGGCGGAAUUACAGAUGUCACUGGUCUUGCGUCCGAAGAACGGUUUACGCAUCAGGCUCUAUGAGCGCACUUCACACCCACACCUUGCGAUGCAGGCUUGAGAUUAAAGAGAUGUACGAUAAAAAGUAUUUGACAGGCGAAAAGUGAUAUUGUUUAGAUCAAAAGGCUUAAUUACUGCGUAGAAAAAUAUAGAAAAUGGUGUUGGGUAUGGGAAGCUAAGAUAAUAACAAAAGUCCUAAAAAAAUAUUAAUAUUUUUUCGAUUAAAUUAUAA